This is a messenger RNA of Hippocampus comes (tiger tail seahorse), 2044 nucleotides long. RefSeq names its product retinol dehydrogenase 20 (gene rdh20). NCBI's taxonomy places the organism in Eukaryota, Metazoa, Chordata, Actinopteri, Syngnathiformes, Syngnathidae. Gene Ontology annotation, cellular component: lipid droplet. Gene Ontology annotation, molecular function: oxidoreductase activity, acting on the CH-OH group of donors, NAD or NADP as acceptor. The record is from RefSeq and is a predicted model, not a curated record. The coding region runs from base 889 to 1941 and encodes 350 amino acids. The transcript has 5 exons.
GAUAUUUUGGAUGAUGUGAAGGAACCAAAUACAAAUCAUUAAUCUGGACUGCUAUGCUCCCAUAAAAAGAAAAAAAGAGUUAGUGUCCCAUCUUUGCAAUUUAUCAUUGACUAUAUUGAACGUUUAACCCGCUCAGGGACAGCGGUUACAAUGGUGGACAGCUUACCAUGUUAACAGGUUACAGGGUGCAUGAAAGGGUUAAAUGCGAACAGACUAUGACAAACUGUGAUCGCAAAACACCUGAAUAAAACCAUUUCAAACUGACGUUACAACUCGACCCUUAAAAUGCACGGCGUAUACACGCUUGCGCUCUUUAAUAGCCACUCAGCACAGCAAAAACAAACAAGCGGGAAAAACUCUCCGUUAUCUACCCUGGCAAAAGUUACCUCCCUCCCGACAUACAAAGAGCUUAGUCCUCCAGUAAGGAUGUAUCACUUCAAAAUAUGGGUUACAACGCGGCAUUUUUUUUUUCUCGUUAGGUGUCACAAAAACAAAAUAUGAAAAGUUGAAUUUGAGAAUAGCAAGCCACAAGUAGGAGAGGAUUCAGUGUGUCACAUUAAAUUUGGAAUAAAUUCCCCCUGCCCUGGCCCCGAGUUGCAGAAAUUCUGUAAUUAUCUGCUGCUUCGUUGUGUUCUGUCUAAAGGCGGAUUUUCUGUUCUGACUGGUAUGUGGGCUACUGAAUAAACUGUCUGGUUAUUGUUAAGUACUGUUUGUGUCGCACGUGCACAUGUUUAAAGCUGUGACCUCUCCUUACAAAGACCUACAUUGAAUGCCCUUCUGAGUGAUUUUCCUCGGCGCUGGUGCAAAUGCAUACAUUUUAGAGCAGCGGCAUUGAGGAGCUCAAAGUAUUUCUUCUAAUCCGGGAGGAGGGUGUUUAAAGCCAGCGGGAUGGAGGCCGAGGGCCACAGACGGCUUCAAACAGCAGCUUGGCCGUCUGCAGGUUCUCACGCAGCCGUUUGUGAACGUCAGCGAGGGUCAAGCCGAGUAACCAUGAUAUUCCUCAUGGACCUGCAGAUGAUGCUGCUGGAUAUGAUUUACUUCAUCCUACGCAACACCGUGAGGGCCGUGCUGCGGCCGCGCAUCAAGCCCAUCGAUGGCGAGCUGGUGCUGAUCACCGGCUCGGGAGGAGGCCUGGGUCGUCUCUUCGCCCAGGAGUUUACUAAGCGAGGCGCCGAGGUGGUGCUGUGGGACGUGGACGGCGCGGCCAACGAGCGCACGGCCAAGCUGGUGCGCGACUUGGGGGGCAAGGCGCACGCCUACACGUUGGAUGUCACCAAAAGAGAGGAAGUGUAUCGCUACGCCGAUGUGGUGAGGAAAGAUCUGGGCCGCGAUGUCACCAUGCUGGUGAACAACGCCGGUGUGGUGGCUGGCCAACGAGUGCUGGAUUGUCCAGAUGAGCUCAUCGAGAAGACCAUUGGGGUCAACUGUCUCGCACUCUUCUGGACAGUGAAGGCCUUCCUGCCUCAGAUGAAGGCCCAAGAUCACGGCCACAUCGUGACUAUCGCCAGCGUGCUGGGCCUCUUCAGCACAGGCUGUGUCGAGGACUACUGCGCCAGUAAGUUUGCCGCUGUGGGUUUCCAUGAGUCUCUUGCUCACGAGCUGCUGGCUGAGGAAGUGGAGGGCGUGAAGACCACUCUGGUGUGCCCUUACAUCGUGGACACGGGCAUGUUUGAGGGCUGCAAGAUAAGAGAGGAAAUGGAGCUCGUCCUGCCCCCUCUCGAGCCUCAGUACUGCGUGGAGCAGGCCAUGAACGCCAUCCUCAUAGACCAACCCCUAGUGUGCAUUCCACGUCUCACCUACCUGCCUGUCCUGUGCAGAGCGUUACUGCCAUGGGAAUCCAACGUGGUUUCGUAUCGUUUCAUGGGCUCCGACAAGUGCAUGUAUCCCUUCAUUGAGGCCAAGAAGAAACAAAUGUUAAACGGUGUCCACCCGUUUGCAUAAGUUUUCAAUCUUUGAAUGUUAAUAACAGAAUACAUUUCAGACAAAAAGGUCAGCUGCAACAGGAUAACUGGGCUAGUGCCAGGAUUCACUCACAUACUGAAGG